Molecule: messenger RNA, 765 nt
Organism: Fomitopsis serialis
Lineage: Eukaryota; Fungi; Basidiomycota; Agaricomycetes; Polyporales; Fomitopsidaceae
Exons: 13
Coding region: 1-765 (254 amino acids)
Source: RefSeq, a predicted model, not a curated record
AUGAUCACCCAGACUUUCUUUUACUUUUCGUCGUACAGAAAGGAUCCUUCGUGGAUAAAGGCUUAUGUCGCGGUUCUGCUUCUCAACGACACGUUGAACACUGUCUUCAACACAUGGUGGAUCUACGACGUACUCAUCAACAACUUUGGUAACGUCGAGGCGUUAGGUAAAGGCAAUUGGCUAUUCGAGACAGAGGAAGCUAUGGCGGGCAUUAUUGCUAUGCAAGUGCAGUUCUUUUAUGCCUGGCGCAUCAAGACGCUCACGAGGAGCUGGUGGCCCGCCAUCCUGGUUAUCGUCCCUUCGGUUGUCGGCGGACCGGCGGAAACGGACGGAGUUCCACGCACGAACCAAAUGCUCUCGAGACUGGUGCAGCUGAUCAUGUCAAAUGGCCUACUGACCGCUAGCCUGGCUCUUGCGGAUAUCAUAUCGUACCUUGCGACAACCAAAGGGUAUCACAUUGGGUUCAAUUAUGCCCUCGUCAAACUGUACGGUAACUCCGUCAUGUCAAGUCUCAAUGCACGCAAAAUCAUCACCGAUGGAUCGUCCAAAGAGUCACCCUACAGUGAACACGACUCAUCGGGAAGGCAAACUGAUAUCCAGCUGGUAUCAACGGGAACUCGUGGGCGACUGCCACAGGCAGUGGUGGUUAGCGUCGAGCGACAUGAGGUGACUGACGUAGCUGUGCCGACAUUCAAGCAUGGAGUCGACUGGUCGGACGACGUGCAUCAUGAUAUCAAGGGCGACUUCAAGAACGACGUAGUAUAA